Messenger RNA from Elephantulus edwardii (Cape elephant shrew), 705 nucleotides. Its product is annotated as protein FAM169B-like. The coding region runs from base 1 to 705 and encodes 234 amino acids. The transcript is spliced from 6 exons. The record is from RefSeq and is a predicted model, not a curated record. NCBI's taxonomy places the organism in Eukaryota, Metazoa, Chordata, Mammalia, Macroscelidea, Macroscelididae.
AUGGAGAAUGCUUGUGCAGUUAAACUUGAAGCUUCAUCUGUUAGCUUUUGCACCAUGCACCGUGAUGAACCUCAGCAUCAACUCUUGGUUUUGGUUAAUCCUCAGGACACAAAGACAGUUGUGGCUGUCUACAUCAAGGGGGUUUGGUGGCCCACCGAAGAUGUGCUAAAGACCUCUGAUCCUGCAAGGGAAGGUCUGAUAAAGGUUCGGACAUUUGGGGAAAGGAUUGUGCUUUUCAUGUUAAAUGUCGUUAUUUUUGGAAGAGUGGAGAGAAAUCUGGAUGCUGAUGACAUGUUCUUUUUACCUCACUCUGUGAUGGAGCAAGCUAAAAUUUUGUGGAGAAAUGGAGCAGCUGUUGGAUUUUAUACAAUGAAAAUGAAAGGUAGCCUCUGUGGUGAUGGCAGUGGGAUCUGCUACAUGCUACCCAUCUUGGAUACCGCAUUUAUCCGGAGACAGCAUCGCCGCCAGGGCCUGGCCAUGGCCCUGCUGCAGGACUUCUGCAAGACAUUCCAAGAAGAUGAGGCACUGGGUAUCAGCUGCCCCAUUUCUGCAGCCAUGCUCCAAGUUUGUAGGAAGUUCUUGCUGAUCCAUCCGGAGGAGCGAGGCCGCCUAUGGGAGGUGGAACCCCCGGGGGCAUGGGGCCAGCGGGUCAACAUAUGGCUCAAAGUUCAGCUGCAGCAGAGCCACCUUCUGGAAAGUGAGUAG